AAAUAGAAAUAGAUUUCUUUACCAGUAGGCAUAGGAGUCACGGCGUGAGGAGGACUGCCGACCUUCUUCGCGCUACUGGGAGCUCCAGAUCUAGAAUGCUCUCUAGCUGAGAUUCUAGGGCAGCGCCAUCGAUUUCGCGAUGGGCGAGUGGAUUGUCGGCGCCGCGAUCAACAUCCUCGGCAGCAUUGGGAUUAAUCUCGGCACAAAUCUUCUCAAGCUGGGCCACAACCAGAGAGAAAGGGAGUGCGCGGCAGAAGGGGGAAAAUUGCCACACCGGAAAUCAGUGGUCCAGUUCCAAGCAUGGAGGGCAGGUCUCAUCGUCUUUUUCUUUGGCAACUGCCUUAACUUCAUCUCCUUUGGCUACGCGGCACAGUCAUUGCUUGCGGCUCUCGGUUCCGUGCAAUUUAUUUCCAACAUCGGCUUUGCGUAUUUUGUUUUGCACGAACUUGUGACAUCAAGAAUAAUACUUGCCACAGCUUUCAUUGUCGUAGGCAAUGCGUUUCUAGUUGCCUUUGGCAACCAUCAGUCUCCAGUUUUCACUCCAGACGAGCUGCUUCGCAACUACAAAAAUCAUAUGUAUCUGGUAUAUUGUGCGGUGCUUUUGAUAAUCAUAGCUCUUCACCACGCUGCAUACAGGAAAGGAAGGCAGCUCGUCCAUGAACAGGGUUCAAACACUAACCGCAACUGGCACUUCCUCAUGCCGUUCUGCUACGCUGUUGUCUCUGGAGCCGUGGGGACUCACUCGGUGUUGUUUGCAAAGUCCUUAUCAAUCUUACUUCGACUGACAUUGAACGGGGAGAGUCAACUGGAUGGCUGGUUUACUUACUUGCUUCUGUCUCUCUUCUUCGUCACGGCUGCGUUCUGGAUGGUGCGGCUGAACGAUGGACUUUCUAUGUUUGAUGCAAUCCUCAUUGUGCCCAUGCUACAAAUUUCCUGGACAACGUUUUCCAUUUUCACUGGAUUCGUCUACUUCCAAGAAUACCGGGUUUUUGAUGGUUUCAGGGUCUGCAUGUUCAUAGUGGGAAUAGUCGCUUUGUUCGUGGGCAUUUUGCUGUUAGCACCUCAAGGGUCAUCGAGUAAUAGCGAAGCAUUCAAAGUGACAAAGCCAGACGACGUUGAGUCGGCUUCUUUGAUUGCCAAUGCCGACAGGCCACUAGUUUCCGAACAAGGAAGGCUUUCGAGGGCGAGAGGUGUUAUCCAGAGCAUUGCAGUCGACGCUUUGUCCAUGGUGGGUAGAGCAAAGACCGCUUACAAGAUGACCAUGGGCUUUGGCCAAGAUCAAAUUCACGCGUCCUCAGUAUUCAGUAUGCCGAUGGUUUCUUCGUCGCGAAGUUCCUGGAGAAAUCCAUCUCUGUACAACGAUUGGCUUUCGUCUUCUUCUUCGUUCCCCCCUCCCGCAAUCGACGAAGAAGUUUUGACGUCCGAUAGAGUUUCCAUCCCUCAAGACGUAUAGACUUCGGGAGCUACGUGACUCGAUUGCGGCCGAGUCGAGUCCCGUGAGCUGAUGGCGAGCGACGCAUUUGAGUCGUGUACAUUGUUGAAGAAGUUUUCCUGCUGGUGGGCUUGGACCAAGGAAGAAAUGACUGCCUUUGGGUCCGACAACCUACACAGCACAGGAGCAAAGUUUUGGUGGCGGAUCAAAAUUCGCCUUUAUACUUACAUGAGAGCACCGGUAGGCCAAUCUUGUUCCAUAACAAGUCUUCGUGCGUGCAGCAGCUGUUCGCGCUCUCUCUCUGCAAGAUCAAAGUAUAGAAGACGAUGCGCUCUAAGUUUCUCUCA
Molecule: messenger RNA, 1779 nt
Organism: Selaginella moellendorffii
Lineage: Eukaryota; Viridiplantae; Streptophyta; Lycopodiopsida; Selaginellales; Selaginellaceae
Product: probable magnesium transporter NIPA8
Exons: 14
Coding region: 140-1453 (437 amino acids)
Biological process (GO): magnesium ion transport
Cellular component (GO): membrane
Molecular function (GO): magnesium ion transmembrane transporter activity
Source: RefSeq, a predicted model, not a curated record